Molecule: messenger RNA, 1746 nt
Organism: Saxophila tyrrhenica
Lineage: Eukaryota; Fungi; Ascomycota; Dothideomycetes; Mycosphaerellales; Extremaceae
Exons: 4
Coding region: 1-1746 (581 amino acids)
Source: RefSeq, a predicted model, not a curated record
AUGGCGCGCUGCAAAGUCCCCGCGAUCAGCAUGUUCCUGUCUUGGUAUUAUCUCAUUGCAAUCACAUGCGUAGCUGCUUGUGGUGAGGAUCCUUUAGAGACCUUUGGCAUCCAUCGAAGACACGAUGACUUGUCCGCGAAGGGCAUACUCGACAAGAGCAUUGAGGCUUUGGGUGGACAGAGCGCGUUGGACAACCUGAAGACAGUCUCGUCCCAUGCAUUCAUAUGGAGAUCCUUCAGCAUCGCCGAGAGCAACGUACCAGGAGUCGCAGACACCGGCAUCUCAGUUGCCGGUGAGCAGACCAUCUCCUACGAUCUGAGCGACCCAACACAAGUGGUCCAGCGAAUCGACCGCAAAGAUGUUCUGGGAGACUACUGGACCUUCCAGCGAACGCUUCUGGAGAUCCCCGAGUCUUCCCUUGUUGUGAGAAGCGGGCAAGAUGGAUAUGCAUGCUUCGUAGAUGGCAAUGAGUUCCUCUUCGCACCACCAGAGGCGCCGUUUGGAUACGUCGAUCCAUUCUUCGCCUACAUCCUCGUCCGCGACGCCUGGCGCUUCUCCCCCGCCAUCGUGCGCAGCCUCCAAGCCUCUACCGGCACCCUCGCAACCUCCAUGGUGCAAAUCAACGACGCCCGCCUGCACCCAGCCGUCACCGACGACUCCCUCAACCUGACGGUCAUUUUCGACCCGGAAACCUACCUCCCGGCCCGCGUGCGCGCUUACGAAGACCACCCCAUCCUCGGGCCCUCAACGAACGACGUCCUGCUGUACAACUACACCAUGGUGGACGGCAUCAGCCUGCCGCAGAACAUCAAGCUGCUGUACAACGAGGACCUGAUGCUGCAGGAGAUCCAGCUGAACAACUUCAAGAUCAACCCCUCCUUCCCUCCAACGCAGUUCCAGGGCCUCCCGCCAGCCAUCACCAACCAGACCGUCUCCGGCGCCCCGCCAUCACCGGCCCUGUACCCCGAAUUCGCCACCCCAGCGCAGAUCUUCGAGUUCUCGCAGAACUUCUUCUACGCCGGCCCGUACUCUGGCACGCUCCCCGCGCUCAAAGUCGUCAAACCCAUCGACAGCCUGCCGAACCUCUACCACCUGACGUUCAAAGACAACACCGUCUACCGAACCGUCGUAGCGGUCUUCGACGAUGCGAUCAUGGUCACGGACGCGCCGCCCCAGCAGAGCCAUCUGGUGAUCCAGUGGGUGCAGGAAACGUUCAACCGGUCGGUGACGCAUUUGCUCGUCACGCACCAUCAUCACGAUCACAACCUGGGCGCGGAGGAUUAUGUGGCGAUUGGAGCGAAGCUCGUGGUUCCGGAACGGUUUACGUAUUACUGGCAGCAGAUCAAGGGGGUGGAAUUCAUGACAGCGAGUCUGGAUCGUAGUGAGGAACAACCCUUCACCCACUCCGACGGCAAAAUGCAGGUCCACGGCAUCUGGCACGCCGUCGACGCCCACAGCGCCGACUGGAUGUACUUCACCUUCACCACCGCCUGCGCCUCGGCGGACGCCGAAAUGGGCAUCGUGACCGCCGACGCGUGGAGCCCCGGCGUCGACCCCUUCGGCUACGGGCAGCGACCCGUGCUGCAGUGGCUGGCGAUUGCGCGCAUGGACGGCGUGCCUAAGGAGCACACGGAGCUGCCGAUCCAUGGGGAUCCGCAGCCGGCGAGCAAGCUGUACCCCGAGAUUGGGUAUGAGUAUCCUGAGUACACUGUUGGGGAUUUCUUGGGUGGGGCUUGUAUGUGUUAG